Molecule: messenger RNA, 1278 nt
Organism: Triticum urartu
Lineage: Eukaryota; Viridiplantae; Streptophyta; Magnoliopsida; Poales; Poaceae
Source: RefSeq, a predicted model, not a curated record
AGUAGAAGAAUUUAUUCAAUAAUCCUACGAACCAAACAGAAGACAUCUCGCCGUCGCCGAAGAGUGCCCCGCCGUGCGAAUGCCAUCUCCGCCGCCUUCACUCUCAUCGCUAUGCCGCUGCCUGUGCUUCCUCCUGACCAUCCUCUUCCUGCUCUCCUCCGCGCGCAGCAGCCUGGAGGAGGCCAGGGCCCUUAGCGUCGGCGAUGAGCUGGUGGGCGAGACCAUCCCGCUUCGCUACGGCCGGAGGCUCUACAGGCUCGCCGAGCUACGGCCGCCCGCGUGGUACGAAAUCAAGAUCUCCUACCCGACCUCCAUACCGUCCAGCUUCUCGAUUCGCCUCGUGAACGGUCCUAAUGCCGUUGAGGAUUUGGGGAGUAAGAACAGGAGGUUGCUCAACACGGAGAAGAUAAUUUUCAAGGCUGAGAGGACCAGGCCGGUUUAUGUUCUUGUCAUGGUGGAGCCUGAGGGUGUGGUUGCAAAGCCAAAUGUGCCAGAGCGAGAGCUUGCCCUGUUCAACAUUGUUUGCGACGAACUUUUGCUCGGGAUCCCACAUUUUGCCUGGUGGGUGGGAGCUGCAGCAUUAAUUUGCAUUGUGUUGGCAUCAAUAGCACCAUAUUUCCUCCCGCUGCACAAGCUACUUAACUAUGAAGCUGCAGAAUUGAGCAGCGUUGAUGCAGCUAAGCUUUCCUGAUAAGGCCGAAAUGUGAACUAUGAAUGUUCAGUUUUGUAUAGCAGGCUAGUAAUAUACAUCGGUACAUGUACAGAUGUGGAGUUUUUAAGCUUGAGCUCAAAUGCUCCCGUGUGAACAGUAAAUUUGAAAAAAUAGAAAAAAAUUCAAAAAAUUCUGAAUAUUUUUUGUGGCAAACUUUAAAGAAUGUUUGGAGUGCAUGCGAAAAUUCAUCACAAAAUCACAUCGGUGCAAGGCGUGGUAGAAAACAAAAUCGAUACUAUGAAAAUGUUACUUUCAAACGCAUUUUGAGCGCUGAUUUUUUUUUACCACGACUUGCUCCAAUGUGAUUUCAUGAUGAGAAUUUGCAUGCACUUCGAACAUUUAAAGUUUGCCAUAAAAGAAAAUCAGAUUUUUUUGCUUUUAUUUUAUUUUAUAUUAUAUUUUUCAUGGCAGGAGCAUUUGAGCUCGAGAUUAGAAGGAUACUUUGGCCAACCUUCUUCUUUCUAUAUUUUUUGCAUCCUAUUAGUCGCAGCUGUACACAAAUCUGAUGGCGACUGCACCCUAGAGUUCAGCACUAGAUAAUUUUUGGCUAUUUUAGAUAUCUAUCA